AUGACUUCAUCCACGAAAGCAGCUUUCUUCACGCUUGAAGAUGCAAAAAUAAGUUUUACACUCAUCUGUUGUAUCUGUGGUAUCGGCACACUUGCUAUGCCUUCCAACUUUGCACGAGCUGGACCCAUAUGUGGUACGCUCGCCAUGCUCUUUAUGGCUUUUGCUAACAUCUAUGCAACUGUAGCGCUGUCACGUGUCAUUCUUGUGGCACCACCAUCCGUCAAGACAUACAGUGAUGUGGGUGACUGGGUGUUUGGCAAAACUGGACGUUACCUCGUCAACAUAUCUCAAUUGCUCGUUUGUCUCCUGCUGCCAUGUGCGUUUCUGGUCCUUGGUAGUACAUUGCUCGAUGUAUUGUUCCCACAUGCAUUUAGCCAGAUUUUCUGGAUCAUUUUUAUGGCUAUUACAGCGAUACCUGCUUGUUUGAUUCCAACGUUAAAAGCUGCAGCAGCGGUCGCUUUUAUUGGUUGUAUGGGUACAAUUAUUGCUGAUAUUGCUGGCGUGAGUAUCCUCGUAUGGAAUAUGCGAGGUCACCCGGCCGCUCCUGCUCCUGAUAUUUCAUUCCAUCAAGUUUUGACUGCAUUCGGGAACUUGUCGCUUGCUUAUGGUGUCGCUGUUUUGAUCCCUGACUUGCAGCGCCAGCACUCGCAACCAAAACGAAUGCCUCGCGUGAUUGUUGUGAGUCUUACAAUUGGGUCGCUCUUUUUCUUGGGUGUAGCUAUCGCUGGUUAUGUGGCUGGAGGUUGUCAACUCUCUGCAAAUUUGCUCUUUUCUAUCGUCAAUAUUGCCAGUCCGUCGUUGCCUUCAGCUCUUGGUUUCAUCGCAGAUCAUGGCGCCGUUACUAUUGCGUAUCUCUUUAUGCAUUUACAUGUGGUAAUUGUUCUAUCAACAGUACUACACCCACCAUUCUACAUGGCGGAGCGCUUCCUUCUUGGAAUGCAUAAAGAGCAAGGAGCUAUACACACAAAAGGUGAAGGGGAAUGGGAGCAAUCGUCGCUGGAGAAUCCUUUCACUAGCGAAAAUCCGGUCACUAGCGUCAACGAACAAGCAACAAGAGAUUUGGAGUCGAACGCACUACUGAUUGCAGCCAAGAAAGAGCUCAGAGAGAAGGAGCAUGAUGAUGCUCAAUUGUUAAAUUACACUGGCUCAAACAAUGUCCUUCGUUACGUGACUCUGCGUCUUGUGAUCAUGGGAAUUCUCGUAGUGGUUGCUAUUGGUUUUCGCUCACACUUUCUGGACCUCGUGGAUUUUACAGGUGCAUCUGCUAUUACCGUGUGCUGUUUGGUACUACCACUUGCAUUCUAUCUCAAAGUAUUCUGGCACGAGUUAUCUUUAUGUGAAUGCAUUCUGGCGGUUGUGGUCAUUGUCGUAUGUACCGUCGUAGGUUGCUACGUCAUGAUUGAUGCUGGCAAGAAUUUGUUUGAUCCAGACGUAAACAAUCUUAAAUUUCCAUACUGUGCAGAAGAGUAUCAAUCGGACCCGUACUACGUGCGAGACACGACAACUACGAUGGCACCGUUUUUCUCCCGCGGAUGGAAAGUAGAUCAAGGUCCUUCAAUUCCAUUCAAGCACGACUUGACGCGAAAUCCAGUGAAAACUGAAAUUGGUUGCGAAUCAUGGUGGACAGGGAGGCAGCGCCGUUUUUCCGCUAUUGGCUGGCGCUACGUCGUUCUGAUGAUUAUUAUCUUUUCGCUAUCAAGUGCAUGGGGAUUGCUUUCAAUUGUCUUGAAUCUUGCGCCUGGUGCAAGUGCGAAUUACAUUUUACAGGCAGAAAGCUUGGAUCACGGACAUUUUUGGCAAUCUCGAAAGACACGAUUUUCCAUCCAAGCAACAGCCAUAGCCUUACAAGCUGUAGUCGUCAUAGUGUAUUGGCAUCUACUAUAUUUGCUACUUCUUCAGCCACAGCAUCGUAAAAAAUUGCGAGGAAUGCUGUGGAAGGUGCUGCAGUUUUUUUGCGGCGUAAGUUUAGGUGAUGGCACGUAUCGUAAAGUGUGGAAUGUUUUUAUGGAGAUUCCUGAAGUGCUUUUGCAAAUACUAACACUGCGGGAGCAUAUGGCACAAGGAUUAGAUCCGUCGCUUCUUUAUGUUUACGCUUCUCUCAUGGCUUUAAACGCAUUUGUUGUCUUUAUUUUAAUGCAAUUUCGAUGGAGUGAAGCAGUAUAUCAUCACACACUGAAAGAUUCCAUACUCGAUGCAGUGUGCGCCGUAUUCUUUCCUGCCCUCAUCUUGUCUUACUCCUUUUUCGUAUUUCAAGAUGAGCUCAAAUUGGUGAGAAUUCGUCAGCAAUACUUUCCUCCUCAUAUUUUUGAGCGCAAAGCUCGAAACUAUGUCAGCGCAAUAAAGCUCAAUCAGUUUAGUACAAAUUUUGAGAGCCUUUUGAUUCGUAGCGAAUGGGACAUCGUCAUAAAAUUGAGUUUCAGCUUGCUUGCUUGUCUGCGAUGGACCAGGAUUACUUUUGUUCUUCUUGAAAAAGAUCAACUUUUCAGCUAUGUCUCUGCUAAGGUUGCAGCAAAUGAUCUCACCGGGGUUUCAAAAGAAAGUGGAAACUGCGUGACACCUUUGGAUGCUAGAAGUUCCAUUGUUCGAAAUUUCAGUUCAAAACAUACAUUUUCGAAGCCAGAGCGUCAAAUACUCCGAAGUGUUGUCGGUCUUCUGUUUGUUGUGUAUGGGUUCGGUUGUAUCGCGUACACUAUUUGCGCCGUGCGUCAGUCACGCACCUCAUGCUCCUCAUAUCCACAGUGCGUUCAGUUUAGCUUUCAGUAUUUUUUUGAUCAAACCAGCGAGAAAUGUCAUUGUCUCGCUUACGUCGAUCGGGAUCUCACACCUGCAGGCUUUGAAACAUUCGCGGAUAUCACAGAGACGUUGGCUGAAUUGUCCGGUGCUGGUAAACUUCAAAGUAUACAAGUGGUAAAUCGCAAUAUUAAUGGAUCGCUUCCAGAUGAGCUAGCAACAUGUCACGAUCUUCGACAUCUGAUCUUAAUUCACACAGGCGUCAACAAAUUCCCUUCAUGGUCAUCAACUUCGUUUUCCAGGCUCGAAUAUCUCCACAUUGAGGGUGACUCGUCCGAGCUCAAUCUCAUCGAAUUACCAAUCGAUUUUUUUCAUUUAAUGACACAUCUCCACACGUUGUACCUCUCAAAUCACGCUAAUUUAUCGAAUCUUCCCGCAAUACUUGGACUCGAGUCUCUCGAAAGUGUUUAUUUUGGCUACCUCGACUCACUUCCAAGUCUUCCUUUGAUGGAAAACCUUCAAGCACUACAGGUUUUGGCAUUACAAGGACUCUAUCGGAUUCGUACCCUUCCAGACAUUGAGCAAUUCCAAGAUACUUUAGAGAUGUUGUUUGUUCAAGAUUCUGCAGUCUGUUGCGAUGGAUAUUUAAAUGGAGGUAGGUGCAAUACGACAUUCAAAAGCUGUUGCGAGAAUCCCCGUAGCAAAGAUUCUCAAUCUUUGCCUUCACUUUGUCUAUCUAUGCCUGCUGAAGAAGCACUUUUGCCGUCAUCCACGACGCUUUCCGUCAUCAGUCGAUUUGCUUCGAAUGUAUCAAACUUCUGUGAUCCGACUCAAGCGAUAUGUCCACACACUCGUUUGGAAAAGCAUAUGCGAACGUUCAUGGAUGUUUGUGCUGGUGUGCUCUACCGCAGAUGCACAUCUGAUGAUAAAGGCAUUGGCAUUUGCUUUAACGAGGAUAUGGGGCGUAUACAGUGCAUCUACUCUCAAGCAACUAUUGAAAUGCGAAAGGCAGAAAUAGAAGCUGGAUGCAGUUGUGACCAAGUUGAAGAAGAGUGGCUUGGCUGUAGAUGA
Molecule: messenger RNA, 3801 nt
Organism: Plasmopara halstedii
Lineage: Eukaryota; Oomycota; Peronosporomycetes; Peronosporales; Peronosporaceae
Product: amino acid auxin permease family
Exons: 7
Coding region: 1-3801 (1266 amino acids)
Biological process (GO): amino acid transmembrane transport
Cellular component (GO): vacuolar membrane
Molecular function (GO): amino acid transmembrane transporter activity
Source: RefSeq, a predicted model, not a curated record